This is a messenger RNA of Dentiscutata erythropus, 325 nucleotides long. Lineage: Eukaryota; Fungi; Glomeromycota; Glomeromycetes; Diversisporales; Gigasporaceae. The record is from the annotation of a GenBank genome assembly.
GCUUAAUUUCUUUGUGUUAAAACCAACAGUUAAAAAUAUCUUUGAAAUGGAACAAGAUUUACUUGAAGAAUUUUCUGAAUUGUCUCAAUCUGAAACUACUAUUAAAAAACGUAAAACUGGAAAGACAAGUUUACAAAAAAUAGUAGUAAAUCGAGGUGGGCAUCCAAAAGCUCCUAUUUGGGAAGAUUUUAAUCUAAGCGAAUCUGAUGGAAAAGGACAUUAUGGUGCAGCAUGCAAUGUUCCUGAAGAAAUAAGACGUCGUUGGUUAAUUAAAGUAGCAAAACGAAAUAAUAAAACUAAUGUUGAAACUAGUGAUAAUGAAAAU